Triticum aestivum (bread wheat) is the source of this 4177-nucleotide messenger RNA. RefSeq lists its product as uncharacterized. The transcript is spliced from 5 exons. The coding region runs from base 202 to 3789 and encodes 1195 amino acids. Lineage: Eukaryota; Viridiplantae; Streptophyta; Magnoliopsida; Poales; Poaceae. The record is from RefSeq and is a predicted model, not a curated record.
GGGGCUGUAUCGCUGGCAAUGAGCUCCGGCGCACCUGCGAUCUACUGGGCCGGGCUGAGCUGAGAGAAAACCCGAGCUGGACCUUUGCCUUUACCACCUGAUAAAGGAAAAGGCGAUUCUAAAAAAAAGAUAAAGGAAAAAGUGGCGGCGGCGGCGGCGGCGGGAGAAGAAAGGACGGCGGACAGUGGUGAGGGCGGUGAGAUGAAGACCGCCAGGAUUUCGAAGACAAGGAGUGGCGAGCCAGAGCUAAGCGAGGAGCUCUAUCAGGCCGCAAUCUGCAUGGAGGAGAGGAUCCGCGCGCUGCAAUCCGCCGGUUGGAUCGGCAAUGAAGGGGAAUCGAUGGAGAUUGGCGACGGCGGCGAGAUGGAAACGGGAGGGAAGUCAUCAACGGGGUGGAGUAGCGCCGCGUCCCUAGAGCUCGAGGAGCUGCUCCACCGUGCCGCAAUCCUCACCCAGACGAGGGCAGGCGACGGAGACGCGGAAAGCGAGGAGCUGCUCGAUCUGGCCGCAAAGGAGAGGAUCGUCGGCCAGGCAGGCAACCCACUCUCCUGGGAAUUAAUAAGUGAGAUCAUGCCGGAGUUUGAAGCAAAGGUCGGCGAGUCGGUACUUCAGGCAGAAGAGACCCGGAAGGAGGCGGUGGCCGUGCUGAGCUUCGGCUUCAGGCUGCACUUGUUCUCCGAGCAGAUCGAUGAGCUGCGGCACGAGAUGUGCAGCUUUCUGAGAUCGUUCUCGUCGGAAAACAAAGAUAUAAGGAGCACCAUGAUGAAGUUUAUCUCUGAGCCGUACCUAUCCCGUAUCAGCAAAUUGCAGUUGAUCUCUGACCGUAUCAGUAUGCUCCAGCGAAUGGACUCAGACUUCGACUCCAAAGUGAAAUCAACGAUCAUCAAGCUAAAAUCAGAAUCCUUCUUGUCAGCCAUGGAGGACGAGCUCCGCAGGGCAGGCCAAGAAGAUUCCAUGGAGAUGGAGGAGAAGAGAUUCGCUGCCUUCCAUCUCUAUUGGGAACGUAUAUGGGGCAAGGAUGGCCACAGCUUCGAAAAGCAGACGAUAUUGAGCCCCAUGCAAUUUACACAUUGCACAACACGCCGCUUCCCAACUGAAGCUGUCGCCGGGAACACCUUGCAGAUCUACUCCAUCAAAGUCUCACUAGCAGAACGCCAAAGGUUCCCACUGGAGGUGUAUGGAGUGGUCGCAGUCCGUGAUGCUGUGGACCGUCGUCGCAACCCUCUAUUCCUCUGUGCAAGAAUGCACUGCCAAAUCCUUGAAGAAAAUGAUUCUUUUUUGCACUUGACUGGCCCGGUUCGUGCAAUUGUCUCGAUGGAUACUGUUUACAUCGAAAUCCAAUUGAUAGUGAAGGGCGCAACAAAAUCUGAAGAUACAGCGUUGAUCAGUACAUUUGGCUUUUUCAACGGUGAUAAUUCCAGUACCUAUCUCGCCAAAAACAACUUGUGCACAGUGGAGUUAUGCUAUGAACAAGUUAAACAGUCGGUCCAGGCCACUAUCCUCAGUUUGGGUGUUAUACCCAAACAGGAUUCAUUGCCUUCUCCACAUGGCGGCAGAGUUGUUUGCUCUUCACUGCCUCAGGAUGGUCAUGAAGAUAUCGCUGGGCAAGUAUCAUCUAGGCAAGUUUUGCUGCUUGAUUCAAAAGAUGGAAAAAUGCCUAUGACGAGCAAUGGCUACCUUGAUCUGGCAAGACAUGUAGUUUCUGUGGAAUUAAAUGGAAAGCUGCAAGUCCUCAUAAUGGCUGAUUCACCAUCACAGACUGCAAUUGCUGCUCGAUUCCUCCUUACACCCAAAAAAUACAACACAAGUAAAUGUGAAUAUCCCCUUGCUGAUGGCUCUAAGGUUGAGAUUACUGUUGCAUGGUCCCUUGUUCCCUCAACGAUGCCGCAGUCAGGUGACAGUCCUGAGGACAGUGGGAUGGCGACUGCAGGAAAUUCGAAGGGAAAGAGUGGCGAGUCCAUGUUUAGCGAGGAUCUCUGUCAGGCUGCCAUCUUCAUGCAGAAGAGUAUCUGCUGGAUCCAGGCCCAGGAGAAGAAGAUGGUCAAGAUUGGACACUACGGCUCCGAAGAAUACAAUAAUCUUCUGGUGUUGAAAUCCGAUAUGUACGAGUUGUCGAAUAAGAUCUUCGAUCGGGUCGACUACAGGACCCAAAAGAGGAUCUGCGCGAUGCAGAAUGCCUAUUGGAUCAGCAACAACAGGAAAUUGACAGAUACCGAGAGCAAAAUGGGCGACGACAUUGAGAUGGAAACUGGAGGGAAGUCGUUGAAGGGAAGGAGUGGCGAGUUUAAAUCGGCGACUAUUGGCAAUGAAGACAGAACGGUACAGACACAGAAAAAGAUUGGUGACGGUGGCAAAUCGGACUCCAAGCAGUUCAAUGAGCAGGAGCAGUUCAAGGAGCCGCCGGUUAAUAACUCGAUCCCCAUGGCUGUAUCUGUCAGAAACAAGAUUGAGGAGGAGGCAGAGGCAGAGACCGUGAUGGCGGAGGUGGCACCGAGGGUCAGCUUCAAAUCAGCUCUGCUCUCCCGGCAGUUUGAUGAGCUGUGGGACAACAUGAGCCAACUAGUUUCAACAGAACCAAAAUUUCUAGCGAUAUGCAUACUUAUUCGGGAACCCUUCGAACGCUAUUGCUCCACAUUGAAGCUUAUCUCUGCAGUUUUCGACCGGCUUGGUCAAUGGGUGCCAGAUUUCAGAGAGAAAAUGGAAUUGAUAAAGGAAGACAAGGACAGGGAUAAGGAUGUGGAAGCUGAGGAUGUGUAUGAGGCGACGAAGAUGGCUGAGGAGUAUUAUUUCAAUGCUUAUCGUAGAGAUUGGGAAUGUAGGCGCAGCAACUUUGGCAGCUUCGAAGACCCAACGUUAUUGAGCCCUAUGUACUUUACCGACAGCAUACCAGGCCACACCCAAGUGGGUGCUGAAGUCGGGAGGACCAUGCAGGUCUACUCUAUUAAAGUCGCAGAAAGAGAAGGCUUCACCCUCGAGUGGCCACUGAAGGUAUAUGGUGUAGUUGCUGCCCGAGAUUCUGUGGACUAUCGUCGCAACCUUCUCUUCUUUCGCACUAGGGAUGACUGCCAAAUCCUGACAAAACAGGAUCCCUUUUUGCACUUGACUGGCCCUUCUCGUGCAAUUAUGUCUGGGGGCAUAAUGGAACCCGCAGUUACGAUUGAAGUCCACCUAAAACUUAAGGGCACGGUGGAGUCUAAAGAUAGAACAUUGAUCAGUAAGGCCUUCCUUUAUGAUGAAAAAGAUCUUGAUAGUGCUGAUAUGAUUUCUACGCGUGUCCUCCAGGGCCUUUGUGAAAUAGAGCUAUGCUGUGAGCAGCUUGAACAUUCACACCAAGCCACUAUCCUCGGUGUCCGUGUUGUACGGGGCUCAUUGGCUUGUGGCAAUGGCAUCAAGAUUGUUUGCUCCGUACUACCUGAGGACAAAACCGAAGGCGGUGGUAAGCGCCCAUCUGGGUGUAUUUUGCUGCUUGAUUCACAAGCUGGAGAUAUGCCUGUGGGUGAAGAGGGUUAUCUGGAUCUGUCGAGGCAAGUUGUAUCUGUGAAAUCAAGAGGAAGGCUAGAAAUUCUCGUGCAGGCUGGAGAAAUCAGUGGAAGUGUCGUCUUUCCAAUCAAAUUCAGCAACAUAAGUGAAGAAAGUUGUGAGCCUGGUGAUUGUAAAGUGGAGAUAACCGUUGCUUGGUCCUUGCUCGUUGAAAACCAGUAUGAUAUCUCGGUGAUGGGAGCUAUACAGCCUUACGCAUGGGAAUCAAUUCCACGUAGGCCGAUCAUGAAGCUUGUUGACGCUUGUUGAAGAGGUUCACUUCGUGAAGAUGGCAUUCUAGCUAGUUGUACUUAGUGUAGUAGUAAUCCGAAAAGGUAUAUAUGGGCAACACAAGGCAGCGUCAGAUGCUGGUUCAGUUUCUCCCUCACAAAAAAAAAAGAAAAAAGAAAAAAGAAAAAAAUGCUGGUUCAGUUUCUGAAUGUAUUUUUUUGGCAAAGCAGAGAUGAUCACCGUGCAAGCUGAUAGUACAAGCAGUAUAAUCCUGGAUGCGAUUCGGGUUUGACAGGAAGAAUAGGGACCAUGAAAAACACCCACACGCAAUUUUAUUUUUUUGUAAACUACAUGAUUUUAGUACAUUGGACAAUAUUAUUGUAAAAUGUCAAGAACAUUUUUCUAACACAUGAUGACAGCUUUUUCA